Molecule: messenger RNA, 14573 nt
Organism: Doryrhamphus excisus (bluestripe pipefish)
Lineage: Eukaryota; Metazoa; Chordata; Actinopteri; Syngnathiformes; Syngnathidae
Source: RefSeq, a predicted model, not a curated record
UGGGGACAAGCUGACAGGAAGGAACACUUUCCCGCCUCGUUGGUGUUUAUGUGAAACUUUGGAAAUACGACUGAUAAUUUUCAUCUGGAGGGAAUAUCUUGGAGUGUGGAGGGAAAAAGAGGGAGGGGAGGUCCUCCUGCGUUUUAGGGAGCAGAUGUGUGAGACAGAGGAGGGGUACAAACCCAAGCAGAAAACAAACCUUUCAAGCUGGCAGCCUGGAGCUUCGAGUGGACAUCUCCAAUUUUAGCGACUAGUGAGGGUGACACCACGCAGCGAAGAACGUCUCCAUACACGGCUAGAAGGUUCCAGUUUUGACCUUCGACUCAGCUGAGUUGCACAAAGACCAAACGCUACAGCGGUCUAAAGGCUAACAUAUGACUGUAUGUGUUUGCAGUAGAACGCAACGAAAGCCGCGUGUUUGACUACAGGUUGAGAUGUGAGUGAGGGAAAGAGAGGCAGCGAUUAAAAGGAGAGAGAUUCCCAGGCACCACAUAUGUUGGGAGUUUGGAAUCACUGUGCAUCCCGCAGAGUCGAGAAGGCAGAUUGUUAGCGGACGGGGGCCUGGGGUCUGCGUGGCUGCUCUUCUUUUCUGCCGAGUGACGCUCAGCUGAGCGCCGCCUGUACGCCUCAGCGUCGCCUGCAUGUCUCAGCGCCCCGUCUCCGCGGCUGAGAAGUAAUAACCAGAGACAGAGACGCCGCUCGUCAUGUGGCUUUUCCCCUCGUACUGACUCCUCAUCGUAACUCUUGAGGGUUUCAAACAGAGGGGAGAAGAAGAAGAAGCCAAAAGCGUACCGCUUCCACACGGAAUGGGAGGAGAACUCUUUUUCACUAUGUCAUGUCGGACAUGCCUCCAUGCAGUGUGAAGGUCGGAUUCGGUGGUAUGCCAGAUUAUCAAUCCGCAAUGACAAUCAAGAGAUGAGCCUGCAACAAGCAGCCCUGUCCUUCUGUUUCCUGCCGCCGGACGUUUGCUGAUUAAUGCAAUCCAGAAGACGAUGCCUCAGUCACCCGGACAACUCUUCUGAAAAGCAGACCUUCGCAGCACUCGCAGUGCACCAUGGCAGGAGAGACUCAGCGAAUGCAGGCUGUCAAAGAGCUGGGCGCUGAGUCCAAACUGCAGGAUGAGGGGACAGCGGUGGAACGACAGCAGAGAGACAAAACCACAAAGGAGUCUUCCGAGCACUUUUCAAGCGCAGACGCUGAUGCCAGAGCCGGCAGCAGAGGGCCCAAGCUUGACAAAAUAAAGAAGGAGCGAGGUGGCACACACCAACGUGAGGCUGUAAUUCGGCCACAACAGACGGGCAAGAUUGACUUCAGAUCAUUACAGAACAAAUCAAAGUUUUCCACCGAUAGAACUUGGUCCAGCGGCAAAGGGAGUCCCCAAUCACCGAGUGGAAAGGGGCGCGGCAGAGACAAAAGCAAACGCUCUGGGAAGUCGGAUCAUCGUGGCGACCCGCAGCAUCUGUACAGUCUCAGCAUUACGAACCCUCGCUCAAACCUCAACAUCGGGAUCGCUUACCCACAGCAGAAGGUUUCACCAGCAACAAAACUGGACACCGGUCGUAGCCUGGUCUCGGGCGGUUACAGAUUCCACACUCCCAGCGUACCGGAGAGAGAGGUUGACGUACAGCAAGAAGAGUUGAACUACGGCCGCUGUUUCCAGGAGGCCUCCUCAAAUCUUACCUCUCCAAGCUAUACCUCACAGACACUGGGAUCUUCAAGUGGGACGGCGUCCCACCAGCAUCUUCCCCUGUCACAGAAACAGCAGCCUGCCACAAUGGAGAACAGCAACGCACAAUCAGGCGGUCAGCUGAUAUUGACCGAUUUUCAGCUGAAUGCCUCGAAUGCAUGGCAGUCUCCUGAGAGAACUUUUAACGGUGCUAACUACGCCUCAUCGCAAAAAUCCACUGCUCAUACCGAAACGGGCAAGACGAACACCAUCGUGCCUGCUUCAUUUCAAUACGGAUACCAUUUUCUGGAAGAGUCAACUUCUGAUUCUUUUUCUUGUGAACAGAACCCGCAAUCCCAAGACUUUACAGACUCGUCCCUCAGUUCUGUUCACGGGACUCAGAAUUCAUUUUCCUUUUUGCCGAUCGAAGGGCCAACUGUUGCUCAAAAGAGCACAAAGUUCAAUACUGACCAGAAACCGGAGUCCAGAAACUCUUAUCCUCACACCCAGCAGUCGCAGUUUAUUCAGGGGGCGGCUUCCAUUCAGUGUCCGAGGAAUCUGAGUGAGGACUCGGCCAGCAGUGACAGCUCCACCGCUUCCAUGUCUCAGCAGUCAGAUCAUGGGAAGUCUGCCCUGCCGGAAAGCACAGACAAUGUCGGACAGGUCGAUGGUAAAGAUUCAGCCGUCACCGCAGGCAUUAAAAGGAACUGUCAGCCGAAGGACACGACUGUCAACCAAAGAACACACAUCCAAUCGAGUGUGCAUCACACAAGAAAUAUUUCACACACUCAAGGCACACAAAUGCACUUUCUUAGCAAAACAAACAAUUCCACGAUCAAUCACGUUCAGGCAGGUUCGGUGCAAUUUGAUAAAAACAUCAAUCAUAAGGUUUUAAAUGGGUUAACGCAUUCCUGGGAGGGGCCUGGUAAGACAUUUUUACCGGUGGCGCAAAACACAAUCCAGUACAGCGACGUGACGGACAAGUUUCAGUUCCAGCACCAGUCGGCAUCGGACAAAAGGAUACAUUUAUCGAAAGACAACAGAGUGCUGUGGCAGCCGAUUCGAUCGGCGACUUCCAACCAAAAUCAGUUAUCCCGACAGAUCAGUAAUCAAAAACUGUCUUACGUCGUUGCGCCUUCAGAGUGGCAGGAUGAUUGCAAAUCGCAUAAAAAUAGUUCGCUGAAAAAUACCGCUUCGUUUCCAAACAACAGAACUAGCGACGGUUUUUGUAACCAAAGACAGGAGUCGGUCAAACAGGUCUCCACGUUCAAAGUCGAGAUGAGCCAUGCGCAACUAUGCGAGUCCAAAAAUAAGGCUAUCUAUUUCGGUCUCAACCAGUCUAUACCAGUUUCAUCUUCCAGAAGCUACAGCUAUCCGCCAUUACAAGUUCCACCCAUGGGUCUUAUGAUGGUUUCACCCUACGAAUCGCCUUUACCGUCCCCAUCUCAUACCCCUGCGUCCAGUAGUACUUGUUCCUCGCUUUCCCCGGCAUCCACCAGUCCGGUCAACAGCACAUCUGAGGAUAGUCAAAUGUCAAAAUCAGGACCCCCGGUUACUUUUUAUCAACAGCCAACCCAGUCCAAAACCCAGUUACCACCCGAUCACCUCAACAAUCACUCUCAUCAGUUUCAUGCUGAAGCUCAGAGAAACCUUCCGUACGCACCGGAUCGAGACAAAGACAACAUGAUGAGCUACCUUCAGAGCAACACUCACCCAAAGACGAUGGACGGGAGCAAAGCUUACAUGGACAGUUUUGGGAUGGAGCAUCAUCAGCCACCUCCGCCUUAUUCCGCACAUCAGCUGUUUGCCACUUCAUUAGCUAACGCUAACCUCGACCAGUUAGACGUGCUUCUGACUUGUAAGCAGUGUGAUCAGAACUUCAAUAACGUCGCUUCGUUUCUCGGACACAAGCAAUACUGCACACAGGCGACUGUUCCAAAGAUAGAAGACAACAGGAAGUUCCACACCGAACCAACAAAAGCAUCUGCGUCAAAUGUUUCUAUGACAAAAUGCCCUUCGGACCUUCAUCUUUCUUUGUUGGGUCUCAACAAGAACGGAGAACUUUUGUCAGAUAGUGACACAAAAGCCGACUGCAGGGACGAUCCGAUGAAACUUAACCUGUUCUCCGGUUCUGGGAACCUCCCCGUGCCGCUCCCUGAGCUGGAAAUGGAGGAUGCGAAGUUGGACAGCUUAAUUACGGAAGCUCUGAAUGGACUUGGUUAUCAGUCGGACAACGCAGAGAUAGACAGUAGUUUCAUUGAUGCGUUUGUUGAUGACGACCUCAACACCGUUAAAGCGACCAACAAACAGUGUCUGAAAACGAAAGAAUCGGUCUUAUUUGAGAACAAAGCAGUCGGUGACGGCGGGUCUUCCACGCAGGAGAAGUAUUUUUACAACUCCAAUCGUGACAGCCCGAAGAGAAAUAAGCCGUACAGCGACAAUAAAUUUGAGAAAACACCUCUGAAUUUUGAGCACGAUAAGAAAACAAACAUGAAAAAAGAGACAUCUACUAAAAAUCCCAAAACUGCCUCCAGGGAAAAGAUGAGGGAACAAGAAAGCAAAGCGAAGGAGGCGAGAAAAGUGUGCAAGAGUGAAGAUGAAAGUACAGGAGCUCAGAGAUUUCUCUUAUCCAGCAAGUUCUCCGAGCGCUGUGCUGUUAAAAGCUUCCAGGACAAUCCGGCACCCAUCCAGACCUCCACAUCUCCGACCUCAAGGACGACGGUGAAAGAAAGCAAACGAAGAAGCACCGGCGGCGGAACUUGGAGCAAAGAACUUAUACAUAAAAUAGUUCAACAAAAAAACAAGCUCCAUAAACUUCACGUUAAAGGUAGCAAAAACCUUCAGUUUUCCUUGGUCAUGGAACGACUGACUCCGACUGUGCAGAAUCCAGCAUUCGGAGAAUACGACUACGUCUCGGAUACGGAUGACGAAUGCGAACCUGUUAAGAUCGCGAGCCAAGGACGACUCAACCAAAGCGGUCGUUGCAAAUACACGUACACCAAAGAGUGCAAAUGGCGAGCCAGAAGCGAGAGGGACCAAGCAGCAUGGAGACACGAAUCGAAAGAAUGUUUCGAGGUGAAAAAAAGCGAAGAGAUUUCUCUUUCGCCUGAAAAAAACAAUUCCCAACGACACAAACGGAAAGGGAGCAGAUCGUCGACAAGCAGCGAGCUCAGCGCAUCCUUGAGCGUUUCAAGCGACAGCACUGAGCGUAUGGAAUCGGACUGUGAGAAAAAGUCGGACGUUAAAAAAAAAGAAACCCCGCAGAAGUCAUGCAAGGACACCGGCACGCUAGCGUUGACGUUCACAAAAUCGGCGAAGAAAUGUAAUCCAUACAAAGCCAAUAUCUUCGAUAACAAACAUGACGCGGACAAUCCGACAAAGUCAAUACCAAAUACAGAAACGGUUGAUCCAAUUCCGUCGGCGGCGGUGACCGCCUUUGAAAAAAAAUCAAAAGAACGCAAAGAAAAUACCGCCGCUUUGUGUCACGACGCGCUCGAAAGCACGGACAAUCUAUGCCACAAAGAACACGAACACAACAAGCCAUUACAGUUUCAUUCACACUCCCUCAACAGCAACAAAGAAACCGAUUCCGAUACUGACAAAGACACAAAGGUGAAAAGAAGACUCCAUUCUACGCAGUCGGAAUUAUCGGAAAAGACAGAAUUUAAAGAACAGAGCAACAACGUCUCUUUGGCGAAAGAAGCUAUUACUUUAGUCGCAGAUUCUGCUCCUCUUUGCGCCGGUUUGAUGCAUCAUGAAGUGUGUCUUUCGCCGAAUCAAAGCCAAGUUCCAUUGAUACAAAAAGACACACUCCACCUUAUGCCCUACUCUUUGGACCAGGACCAAGGACUCAUGAAGUCUCCUCUUACAUUCGACACGUCGUCAAUGUUUGGGGACCUUGCGGCGUUCGACAGCGGCCUCUACUCGGAUAUGCCGAAAGAAGGUUUCCAUUCAUUAGAGAACCCCAUUGACAAAAAGGAAGAGUUUGUUUCCACGUUUUCUCCUUUUUUGGAACAAAGAGACUGGAACCUUAUCGUGAGUCCGGUGCUACCAGAUGAUAUUUCUCACUACAAAAGCAAUUUUGAUAAACCAAAUGAAAAGAAAUCAGACUACAACGAUGUGCCUUUGUCUUUACCGGAAAAAAUAAUCGAGUACAACGCAAAUCUGAACAGCUGCGCCUCGGAGGAUGAAUUAGAAAUCAAGCGAAUCGUCAAUGAGCUCGAAAGCCAGCUGCAGACGACAAAAAUGGAGGCUCCUCUCAGACGAGACGACUCGAAGCAGCUGCAAAUGAGCAAGUUCUCACCUUUACGGUUGAGCGAAGAAUCGGAGAGCGAUACCAUUGAUGCUGCUGCUGCGGUGACUUCAGAACCUUUCGAUGAACCGCAACUUCCGUGGAACAGUCCGUUCCGGUUCGACCUUGUGGAUAGACACCAUAGUCCACACAGUGAAGCCGCGGCGCUUGAGAAUUACACCGAAACGGAGGUUGAUGCUUCGAAUACGAUAAUCCCGAUCUCAGAGCUCCACAAUGACAAAAGGAAACAAAAACAAGAACAGUCUGAAUACACGGAAAACCUCAUGAAAAGUCUGGAAGUCAUGUCUGAUUCCCUAUUCAAAAACGAAACCAUUAUAUCAGAACACAGGGAACCAAAUGUCAACUCCGUCUCAAGUCCGCAACAAGAAAGCGAAUGCGAAGCCGGCGAUCCAGCUGAGAGCGAGAAUCACGAUGAAAAGAAGGCAAUUACCAGGAAACAGAAUAUAUCUUCACCUUCAAAUAUCAAGGAGCAGAAGAACAAUAUUGAAUUCGUUCUGAAAGACUCACAGUCGUCUCUCCCUCACAGUUCGAACCGCGCCAUUGAUGCACACCAGCGGAUUUCAUCAGAGCCAAGCGAGGUCCCGGAAAACGAUAUUAACAAGACUGAAAUGGAAUUCAUUUCAGAUGGGCGUGUACCUGAAGCGAGUAAGCUGAUUGAAUCUUCUCAUUGCUCACAUUUAAUGGAUGAAGACAAAACUGUGAACGCGUUGCCGAAAAACUGCGACGGUUCUCCGCAUUUGACAGAUAAUUACGAGGAAGCAAACGCAAAUAUUAACGACCGAUCUUUGUGCAAUUCAAAACAAUCCGCUGAUCGUCAAUUGGAUCUGAAAGAUAUGGAUUUAUUGAAAUGUGAGCAGUACGAAAGUACCACCAAGAACACACAUUUAGUUACUCCGAAACCUGACUUAUUAGCGGAUAUCGUUUCCGUAGACAAACCCUGCAGCCCAAAUCUAACCGAAAACGAUGCAGAAACUACCAGGAAACGCUUAACCUAUCAAGACAACCAAUCAAUAGGACAAAACAGUCUACUGGUCCUGACCCACAUGGACGACAUCAAUGACAUUGAUGCAAAACAUUACCCCUGUAAAACUCCUCAACUGAACGACUCAUUUAAAACUGAACCGAAUCUCACUUUUAAUACCAUUCAUAAAGAAGAGGAUAUUUUAAAUGUUCACGACAUUAGAGAAGAUCUUCCUGUGGAUUUUAUGGCAAGUCACCAGAAUUCACCAUGCAGAGAUCAAGUGGAGGGAAGUCAGUGUAGUUUCCUACACACUUAUUCACCAGCUCUUUUAGCAAGACAAUCGGAAACGGAUAAAGAAGAAAGCACACAACAAAGUAAAUAUGACCAAAGAUCACCUGAUACCAAGUCGGAAUAUCAACAAGACGACUGUAAUGAAACCAUGAACACAGACGCGGAAAUGGAGUAUUCAUUGAUUAGCCCACCGCAUUUGGAACUACCCGGUUCUGACACCAACUUACACACUCCGAUUCCUGCGUCCUGCACAGCGGAACCAGUGACGCUAUCAGAAAACCUCGACAAAAACGAUCAAUCAUACGAUUUUAAGCUAAGUCCUCUGAACAACAAAAGCAACUCGGAUGAACCUCCUGAACUGACACAGUAUGACUACAUACCGAUUUGCAAUACCGUGGACGUACCGGACGGUCUAAAGUACACGUGUUUUUCAUCAUUCAGCACCAAUUCCUCUGCUGAUACCGUAAGCGACGAUAUAACGGUUACGCCCGAUGAUGAUAACGCUAUCAAGCUGCCUAUGCUUCGAAAAGUCGAAUCAUGCUCAUUUGCACUGACGGACAUUUCAACCUGUUUGCCGCCCGUUCUCUGUGAAAGUAGACCAGCGACGGAUCCUGGAGAGGGUUUGAAAACAGUACCAUCAAAAACAGGUCAGAGUAACCCUCAACGGGGGAAAGUACUUUGUGAAAUCUGCUUCAUGUGUUUCAGAACUGUGCCAGGUUUAAAGAGACAUAAAGCUAUGAAACAUGCGGUCAGAAAUGAAAAACCGAUUGGCCCACAUAACACGACGGCGUGCCAUCAGGGGACGCCGCUUAUUUGUGAAGCAUCAGAAGAAAAAGAGAAAGAACAUAAAGAUGAUUCACAGCCCUGCCGGACCGAAAUAGAUGAGAUGACGGAGACAAAUUGCACCCUAAUAUCCAAAGCAUCAGAGACUGAGUCACACUCGGAGGAAAUGGCGGAGGAUGAAAUCUGCAAUGAAAAGUCUGUGCUGCUAACCAAAACAAAAAAGAACAACAAAGCUCGAAAGAACAAAAAUAACGAGGAAAACUCAAAAAUUGAGCCAUUCUCAGAUGAGCUUUUGAAUAUAUUAAAAACAGACCUCCUUCAAGCUAUAACGCCCGAUUUUAAACGCAACGCCUUGCAAGAAGAAGACCAGCCUGAAAAACACGGAGCUGAAACACUCUCCGAAAUUCCAAUCGGAGAAACCGGUGUUCCCAGUGAAAAUACAGGAUUUACAAAUACCGAUGACAUCAUAUACGCAGAUCUGACUCAGGAAAGUGAAGGACAAAAUGUGGAAAAAACGACAUCCAUGGAGAUAACCGAGAGUUCAUGUAGUGUGGAAGUGGUUCAUGAACCCGAACACUCAGAAAAAAGCCUUGCCCAAGAGAUGUUGGUCAAGUGUGAGCUCAACGGCAUCUCUUCAGACGAGCAACAUCCUUUGUCCCCGCCUCCUCCGGAUCUGAAAUCUUUACUUGACGACGACGCCAUUUUUUCGCAGUUAUUCCCCAGAGAUGACGACGCAAAAAGGAAAAAAUGCCCGAGGGUGUACGGCAAAAAAAACAAAAAACUGAAACUUUCAUCUGAUUCCGAUGUCGCUCCGGAUUCAGGAUCCGACCCUUCUUUUUCACACCAUAAAAAGUUCCACAAAUCGUUUAAUAACCCCUGUGAAUACGCAACUAUAUCCAUUGAUGAUGCAAUCAUGUUGAACAUGUGCCAUAACGGCGCAUUGAAGGUCCCGGAUGUCAAGUCCGAUGCUAAACCGGAGACCCAAGAACUGACCCCUAACUCUUUGAAUCCGUUUCAUAGCACCGUUGAUAAAACUUCCAUUCAAUGGAAUGACUUUAAUGAGGAGCAGAUAGUGACCUCUGACCCUGUCACCUGUAGACCAGAUACGCCAAACCCACCUCAAGGUGAGGUCUACACAACGGACCAGAACGCCACAGACGGUGGACACGACGGCAUCGACAUUCAAAACAUCAACACCACGUUUCAGCUCCCUGAGAUUCAGUUCCUCGACUCCAACAAAGAAGUCUCAGUGGUUCCUCCUCCGACUACGACGACUACUACCGCCGACGUGGAAAACAAGGAUAAUGAAAAGUCUAAAAAACUUCCGGAUCGUCGAGGCCGAAAACGACAAGAAGGUGGACUCAAGGUCAAAGAUAAGCAGUACAAGUGCAAAGUGUGCUUCACGUGGUUCCUCACUCUCGGCGAACUCAACUUUCACAAGCUGUCCCACAACCCAUCUCCACCUCCGACCUGCUACAUGUGCGUCCAGCGUAAGUUCAGCUCCAGGGAGCAGUUGAGAGACCAUCUGUGGGAGAAGCAUGCCAAGAACAAAACCGGGAUUUGGACUUGCGGAAUGUGCUUGAAGGAGAUCUCCGAUGUGUGGAUGUAUAAUGAGCAUUUACGAGAACACGCCACUCAGUUCGCCCGAAGGGGUCAAUCUCAGGGUUCCAUGUUGGGCAUUCCGGGCUGCUUCAUGCAGGAGACGGCCGUUAAGAACUUCAUCACCUCCAUUAUGCAGCACCGACCCAGCAAAGCCAACAGAGAGUCCACCAAAUCCACUAAAGAACAUGAUGGCACUUCGGGAGAUCGGAAAACCUUGGAUGAAGCUGAGCGAAAACUCAAACCGAAAAGCAUCAAGAACGGCAAGAACACGCUGACCCCACUUGAGGUCCUCCAUAAAACAGAAUCCCCAAAAAAUGUGGAGAUGCAUCCAAACUGCAAGGACCCGUCCAGAGACUGUCACCACUGCGGGAAACGGUUCCCGAAACCGUUUAAACUUCAACGCCAUUUAGUGGUCCACAAUUUGGAGAAAAUUUUCCUAUGUCAUAAAUGUCCGGUCUCGUAUCAGGAGGUCCAGGAUCUCAAGGAACAUCUCAAGAGAGAACACGCCGAGGCGGGCGAAAUGGAGUCCAAACACACGACCCUCUACACCUGCGAGCUCUGCGCCGACGUCAUGCAUGUCAUUAAAAAAUCUUUCAUCUGCAGCACCUGCAACUACACCUUCUCCAAGAAGGAGCAAUUCGAUCGUCACAUGGAAAAACACCUCUCCGGCGGGAAUAAAAUCUUCAAAUUCCGAGGCGUUCACAGACCUGUUAAAACGCCCAAAGACGAUGAAUGCGAUUCGCCUGCAAGUAAAAAAAGAAGAAUUCUCUCCGACAGUCUUCAGGAGAAUAGCACCGAUAGCGGAAUCGCCAGCGUGGGGUCGCUGCACCUCAACCAAAAUUCCGAAACGCAGCCCGCUAAAGUGUCCACGUUAGAUGACGCCACGCAGACGUCCACUUGCAACUACCGCAAUAACAUCAACGACACAAAUGUCAAAACCGAGGACAUCGCCGAAGAUUACACGGUUCUGAUUGUCGACAUGGAGAAAUGCGUUUCUAUGACCUCGAGUGACUCAGCUGAACCCAAGGAAGAGGAAAUCGAACGAACACCGACGGUUAAUCUCGACACAGAAUCGACACCGGAACCGUGUGACGUGAAAGAAGAGAACGAGUCGGUGUGCAUUCGAACCGAGACCACCCAUUGGCCGACAUCUCAGAACAACGGUACCGAAAUGGAGGCGACAACAAUACCCGAUACUGACACAGGAAAACCGAAUCCACUUCCGCCCAUGAACGACUCUUUGAAGUCACCACAAACAAAACCUGAGUUACAAUCGGUUACAACCGGCACGGAACAGAAACCCACCCCGGUCAGAGCAUGUGAAACCAGAAUCAAUCCAGAAUCGAUCCACUCUAACACCUCAGCUUCAAACGACGAUAAAGAACCCCAGAAACCACCGAAGAAGAAAAAAGACGUUAAAUCCCCGCCCAAUAUGCAAAGAGCUUCCUUCCCAACCCAGGAGAAUUUUGACUCUCAUACCAAAAAGAAGUAUCACCCGGGGAAGUGCUUCAAUCCUUCUCCGCAAAGAAAACCCGAGAUCCAGAACAACGAUUACGCGGUUCUGGCGUCAGUACGUGAUGACGCAAUCGGUAACAAACUCGUACCCAAGUGCAAGGCAUCAACAUUGGGGUUGCAGUUAAAAAGAAGUCUUCUCGAUAGCUGUACGCCAAAGAAAACCGAUAUGAUGGUCGCCCCUCUGAACAGGGACUACAAAACCAAAAAGGGACACAUGGGUAGAACUCUUCACGCCUCUAUUUCUAAAGUGUCCUCAGUUCCCAUGAGCAAUUCCUUGAACAAGUCCAGACCAAGGCAAGGGGUGAGGUCAGUCGAGAGCCACUCCUUUAGAACAGCAGAGUCCCAAAACCACCUCCUCAGCCAGCUGUUUGGCCAGAAACUGACCAGUUUUAAGAUCCCUUUAAGGAAGGACGCUUCGGAAUCGAUUAACUGAUCGUAAACGUCGGGACCUGUGAAUGAAAGACUUUUUAUAUUUCACAGUUUUGUUUUUUUUUAAGUUUUUAUACUUAAUUCAUGAUAGUGAAUGAGAUUGCACAGCUCUUUUCUGUGAAAUGUUAUCUUAAAUACUUACAUAGUCACUUUAUGGUUUUUUUUUGUACAUGUGCUUUUUUUCACAUAAAUGUGAGGAUAAAUAGCAAAUAUGAAUUUUGGUUCCAAAAUUAAUAUACUAGUCGAAUUUUUUUUUUUAAUUUUUUUUUUUUAAUAUCUGUUCCAGAGAUUAUAUUUCAAAUAUCUAUCGAAAAGAAAAAGAAUACUUGAAAAUACAGUUGAAUGCCAUAUUUUUGAAGAAUUGCAUCUUCAUUUUGCAUUCAUAACUUUGGCUUAUCAGUGCGAGGAUUUUUUUUUUUUUUCCAAAGGAUCAAAUAAUUAUUGUAAUUAUUGACAUGGACUCUUAUCUUUGUACAUGCUAUCAAUAUAUUAUUGUCAUUAUCAUAUUUUUAACUGCACUGCAUUGACAUUCAUUAUAAUAACCUUAACAUACAUGGUGCUACAUUUGUGUUUUUUUUUGUUUUUUUUUUUAUUGUAAUGUGAAUGCCAAUGUCCUCAGAAGGGAACAUGAGACCCCCCCCCCACCCACCCUCCGUAGCAGUUCCGGCACGUCGUGUGUUUACUGGUUCUCUGUCGUUUUAUUCAAGAUACUGUGUAAACCAUCAAAGGGCUCCAUCUGUAGGCCGGUCCCAAGACACCAUUAAGGAAAGAUUCCAUUGUAUAAACUCAGGUGCAUACAAAGGGCAUCGCCGUCCUUAGACCUGUAUAUUCGGAGUUCUUCCCAUGCACUGAUAAUAUCUCUUGACUUACAUACAUCUCGCAUACAUACACACCACAACCACAUCUGUGUCUGCGACAUCAAACUGUUUCAUACUGAAGAGUAUUUACUUUACAACAACAAAAAAAACGGUGCUUUAUCUUGUUUAUACUGUAUGUAUCGUCAUUUGUAUUAUAUUGUAGGUAGAUUAUUGUCUGGUGUGUAAUGCUUUAAUAUCAAAUUUUUAUUUUAAUAAUGUGCAAAAAAGAAUGACCAAGAAAAAGGGAAGUGCAGUCAGUGCCUUGUGCGAGCUGUAAAGUGGAUCACUAAGUGCCUGUUUUAUAGUUGUUAUUAAAGAUCUGUAUCGAUCUCUCCUGGCUCUUUUUUUUUUUUUUCUUCCGUUGUACAUGGAAAAAAAACGUGCAUCCCUGCAGAUGUAGCUGUCAAACAUCAACCAUGAAGAGUGUCGGGGAGGCUAAAACAGAAACAAAGAUGAACGGUCGCAAAUGUAGCUUUACUACAGGGAAACACACGUUUUAUACAAGUAUAUGUUCUUUUGUAGACUUCGCUUGUGUUGUCCUCUCGCCGUGUGUAAAGUGGCUUCUGUUCCUACAUGAGUAUUUGUCAGCAUCACAUAGGAAUAAAAAGCCAUAGUACACACAGGCGUACACUGAAGGGAACGGGAAGGGAACUCAUGCAGCCACUGAAUGAAGGAACCUUUGAAAAAGGGGGGGUGCAAGGGAGAGAAAGACAAAAAAAAUUGAAGUUCAUUCAGUAGUAGUCGUAGUAUACAACUUUAUCCAACAUUCAUUUAUUUUGGAAUGAAUCAAACUAUGGAAUGGAUUGAGUAAGACCCUCAAACAAUGCACAACGAUGAGCCAAUUCAAGAAACAAUACAAGCAGUUGAUGUUUGCUAAAUACAAGGAUGAAGAGUCUUGAACCAGUCAUGAUGUGCUAUAUAUAUCACUAUAUUGACACUUACUAUGGUACCCAUUAUGUCAUUGGAUGCUCAUAUCACCUCCUACUUCGGUAUGUGACAAAAAAUUAAAAAAAAACUAUAUUAGGAAAGCAGGAAGUGAACAAAUGUAACAGUUACUGAUUGUAAAAGUACCAGAUGGAGGGGUAGGAUUUAAUAAGCUUUGCUUCUUCCUACUCCUUUUGGACAUGUGGAACUGUGAACUGAUUAUGUGAUGCAUUCAAUUGUAAUCUGAUGCAUGUUCAAAUGAAAUAAAACCAUUACCAUUACCACUUAUACCUCAAGCUCAUCCGAUUGGGUAUCUGGCCAAAAACGUGCAUGUUGGCUAAGCUGGAGAUUCUAAAUAAUGUGAAUGUGUGGUCAAAUCGAAAUCGAAAAUUUAUUGAACUCUGAGUAUAACGAGCGUGAGAGAAAGAUCCAUCCACUCAUUGAUUUCAGUAGAUCAUGCUUGAUUUUUUUUAGCUGUGAUCAAAUAACACCAAUCCUAAAUAAGAUAGUUGAUAACAUGGAAAAAACGGAAAAAAAAAAUAUUAACCAUAGAAAUAAUUUCAGUUAUAUUAUCACGUUACGUUACCAUCCAUCCACUUUCUAUGCCGCUUUUCCUCACUAGAGCCUCUGGGGUAUGCUGGAGCCUAUCCCAGCUGUCGGGGUACACCCUAGACUGGUCGCCAGCCAAUCACAGGGCACAUAUAAACAAACAAGCAUUCACACUCACAUUCAUACCUAUGGACAAUUUGGAGUAAUUAGCAGCAUAGAAGAUGGAUCGGAGCAGGAGGGGAUAGAAAAGAAAAAAAAAGAAAACAUUAAUUCAUUCAUUCAUUUUCUACCGCUUAUCCUCACAAGGAUAAGGGGGUGCUGGAGCCUAUCCCAGCUGUUUUUGGGCGAGAGGCAGGGUACCAGCCAAUCACAGGGCACAUAUAGACAAACAAGCAUUCACACUCACAUUCAUACCUAUGGACAAUUUGGAGUAAUAAGUAGCAUAGAAGAUGGAGCAGGAGGGGAUAGAAAAGAAAAAAAAGAAAACAGUGCGGGGAUAUACGAAGUGAGAUGACAACAACAAUUUGGAGUCACCAAUUAAGCUAACAUUAUACAUUGUGUAAAAACAAAGUAAUGUAAUUUAUCCUGAUGAAUUGGUGAUGAAAAAUGAGACAUUAAAGACGUUAAAUGCAGGGACAGACCCUCCUCUGUUCCUACCUCGUCCCUUUGGAGCUCACUUCCACC